ACUUACAGAAUGGCUUUAAUUAUAAAAAGGUUUGAUGAAAAGAGUGCUAAUCAACUAUUGCAGCCUUGCUGGUUAGCUGGCGAGCGUAAAUUUUCCAUUAAUAAAUUGCUGUCACGUCAAGAAAUACGACUUGUUGAUGUUGUGUCAAGUUGCAAUAAAAUUGAAGACCUUAUUGAACAAAAUAAGGUCAAAUACAUGAAAAUCAACACUAAUGCAGUCGACACUUGCAAUAGAAAUUUAAUCUCAUUCAAGGACAUUGCGCGUCUUACAUUUGGUGCGAGCUCUAUUUUGACGCAACAAGUAUCUAUGCUACUAAAUGAUGCGGAGGAUUUGCUUAAGCAAAUUAAAGGCACCAACUUUGAUACACAACUUCUGCACACUGUAAAUUUGCCCAAACGCAAGUGCAAGAGCAUAAUUAACAACCAUACUAUGUGCGUAGCGAAGCGGGCACGCAUACAGCCACCGCAGCCUUUGGAUGAACAACACAUUGAAUACUACAGAAAUGUGCUUACGGAAAUGCAACAGUGGAACACAUGUGGCAGCACACGCUCGGCAGAUCAGUCGGAGACCAUACAAAUUUCCGAGCAUGUUAUAACUAUUACACAUGAAGUCAUCGUAACUGAAAUCGAGGAUAAUAUACUUUGGAAUAAUGGCUUUGGUGGUCCAACAGAGCAGCAAGAGUUUGAAGCAUACUUACCAGAGAGAAUUGCCUUGAAGCGUAAAUUUUGUAGCCCCGUGCCAACUGAUGCUUUGGCUAACAAAGCACCGAGAUUGGCAACAGACACUACUGAGACAAGUUCUCAUAAUUUACAGGAACCUAGUACAUCUCAAGAGCUUGGGACAUUUUCACCACCAGCAACAAUUACUGGCGUUCAAGAGCUUGAGAUACAUUCACCUCUCGCAACAGACAUUAGGCCUCAAUCUUCAGCUGCACCAGCAAUCUCCAAUAUACGAAAAGUGAAGAGCAGAGACAAAUUGAAAAUUGACAAGAAUACUAAGCUAUCACGCGAGGAGCUGCUUAGAGACAGACAUAAAUAUAUUAAGGCAAAUAAGCGCAAUGCCAAACAAUUGUUGAAAAGCAAGCAAUGUGAGAAUGAUAGGAAGAAAAUACAUAUCUUUAAGCAUAGUCAGCUUUAUCUAGAUCGUAUAAAGACGAUUUACAAAAUGGCUGAGGAAAACAUUGAAAGGGACUGUGAAUACACUUUACGCGCCAUACUUGAGGAAAGUUAUAGUGACGCAUUAUGUAAAGAAAUUUUUGGUGUAAGCCAAACUGAGCCGGCUUUGUCGCAAUUGCAAGAAAGCUUAGAGAGUUAUGAGCCGCAAAUUAUUGAGCAGCAUUGCAAUAAUAACAACAAUAAUCCAAUCAUUAAUAUCAACGGCAACGACUACAAGAAUAGUAAUUUUGAUUCAUAUGCCGUUAUGAUGGACUUACUACAAUUAUUUCGGCGUUAUCCAGACAAGCCAUCUAUUGAUGCGAAUGAGUAUAUUAACUCAUUUCCAACUCGUUUUAAAGCUGCAGUAGCUUUUAGUCAUUUGCUAACUUUAUCACGUGAGGGUUUUAUAAAGCUUUCAAAUCAGCCUGAUUCUAUGGAAAUUGGUGGCAUAACACUGGGCACUGAGUCUAUUAGACUCAUAGAGAACAUUUCGCAAAGCGACAAAGCCCAAAAUGUAAUUACGAAUAUUUAAAUUUUUAUGUAG
Drosophila busckii is the source of this 1698-nucleotide messenger RNA. RefSeq lists its product as uncharacterized. Lineage: Eukaryota; Metazoa; Arthropoda; Insecta; Diptera; Drosophilidae. The coding region runs from base 10 to 1686 and encodes 558 amino acids. Gene Ontology annotation, molecular function: protein binding. The record is from RefSeq and is a predicted model, not a curated record. The transcript has 8 exons.